Molecule: messenger RNA, 2290 nt
Organism: Bicyclus anynana (squinting bush brown)
Lineage: Eukaryota; Metazoa; Arthropoda; Insecta; Lepidoptera; Nymphalidae
Exons: 4
Coding region: 379-1149 (256 amino acids)
Source: RefSeq, a predicted model, not a curated record
UCGGCUACGUCAGUUGCCUACGGGACGUAGCUGCAGACGCUACGCGCCCAGCUACGUCGUAGCGAUUUGAACAUUCGUCUUUUAUCGGUUUGUGACUAAAUAUAAUUUACCAAAUAAAUAUAACUCGUGUCGCCUUCUAGUUUCUAAAUCAAAUACUUAAUUUAGCUAUACUUAAAUUAAAACCAAAUUUGAGACCAACCGAGUUAUUCGAGUAAUUUGUAUAAUCAAAUUUUGAAGCUUUGAUUUCGUACGGUAUCAUUGUAUGAAUUCAUAAUUGUAGAAAUAGUAUUUUAUUUAACUACAAUUAAGGCGCUACCCCGAAAUAAUAGUCUAAAUUAAGUCGACGGUUUUGAGGCGAAGUAAUUGAGUGUAAUUCAAAUGAAAGUAAAAAUGUGCUCGAUGCUGGUGUUGGGUAUUUUAUCCCUGUUUGUGACUGACGCUUGGACCGGGACUUUACAACAGAAAGACUCAUCGCCGCAAAGAUGUCACCACUGCGUCCACAACGCGUCGUCGAACUGUGACCGGUUGACCGCAGCGCCAGUGCUGUGCCCACUCGGAGAGCCAUAUUGCGCCACUGUAGCUAGGACGCCCAAUUUCACAUCGUCGCUAACGUGUGCAGCUGCAAAGGAUCCGCCGUGUUUAUUAACGUUUAACUCAAAACUGGAAUUAGAGAUGAGUUGCAUAUGCAAUGAACAGCUCUGCAACGCGCCGUACUCGGCUCAGUUACGGAAUGAGCUGCUCAAUUUUUCACACAGAGCACUCCCCAACGCCACCGAGCUCACCGAAACGUUUCUAAAAUCCUCAGUUUUUGCGAACGUGACCAGCACGGAUCUGUAUAAAGUAAUAACCGAAGUGCGAGCGACGGAAGGGCCGGUGUUUGCCGCGCAAUCAACGACGAUCGCUUUAGCAUCGAUUGCUAAUUCGGAGAUAGGUCCACGGGCGGAGGCUUUGAAACACGAAGCUACUGUACCGCCAGAUGAUGAUGAAGACGAAGGGGAAGGCAGUGGGAGUUUCGAAGAAGCAAGAACCCACGCUUCACCUGCAGCUCCUAGCUCAUACCUCCCAGCUGAAGAAAACAAAUCCGCAACACUAGUUUUUAACGUAUACCUAUUAGUAUUUUCAGUGUUUCAAUUGCACGAGAUAUUGUAAUAUUGUAUUGAUUGCGAAAUGUUCUUUUUCAUAGAGAAUAUAUGAUAGUGUUGACCUUUAUGUAAGUAUGUAUUGUACAUAUAAUUAUGGGAACAAAAGUCGUUUCAGUCUAAUUUGUUCAUUUAGGACUCGUCAAAGUAAUUGCCAAAAUAUUUAGCAAGUAAGUAUCAAUUUUUAAGAUGUGUUGAUGAGUUAAUUUUAUGUUCGGUUACAAACUUUAAUUUGGGAACCAUUUACAAUUGAAUAUCACACAGAAAAUUAAUACCUUGAAUAGGUAUUUACUAGACCUUACUAAAACGCGUAACUUUCCUAGGGUCCGAUAAAAAAAAAAAAAAAUAGGGGAGUCAGGGGAAGUUGUCAUCUACUAUAUAAAAAUAAGUCGGGUUUUCCUUCCUGACGCUAUAACUCCAGACCAUCUCCUUUACUUGUGGUCAUUCAAGAUGUCCUUUUCAGUGCAAUAUCAUUGCUAAUCUAUUUCAGGAAGUCGGUUUAUUUCAGUUUAUUCAGAAGUGAUACAGGGGAAGACGUGGCAUAGAGACUCUAACACUAAGGCGAUGCCUAGCAACCUUGUUUUAUCAUCAGAUAAAAUUUAUAAAAAAUGUAUUCCCUAAGCUAAGGCUCUUUUUUCACACACAAACGCGCAUGUAAAACGUCUGUAUACUUUACUAUUACAAAUAAACAACGCCAAACCGCCUUCCAAAAAUAAAAGAUCUAUACUUCUUUGUUUUUUCAUAGAUAUAAUUAUCUCAUUUAUAUCUAUGAAAAAACAAAGAAGCAUCAUAUAAUGCAAAAAUGUGUUGAGAUGCAAAACUAAAUAUUUUACUCAUAUUAUUUUAAAUGUAACUUUGGUGAAAAUUAAUGCUACGUAUACGUUCUCUGUAAUUCACAUAAUUUAAGAUAUUGAUCAACUUACUGAUGUAGAUAGAUUCGGCGAAAUGUCUUUAUAGACUAAAGCGUUAUGUAAAUAUACAUUAUUACUAAAUAACAUGCCACUUCAUUGUCACAUGCACGUUCUCUAAACAUAGUUAUAUAUUAUUUUUUGUAGACAUAGAGUCAAUUACAAUUUACGAUAUACAUUUUAAAAUAUCACCGUCGUUCUUUCGAUGCGUUGUUGUGAUUUAUUAAAAAAAUUAAAAAUACA